Labrus mixtus (cuckoo wrasse) is the source of this 1737-nucleotide messenger RNA. RefSeq names its product wingless-type MMTV integration site family, member 9B (gene wnt9b). Gene Ontology annotation, cellular component: extracellular region. The record is from RefSeq and is a predicted model, not a curated record. Bases 107 to 1174 code for a protein of 355 amino acids. Gene Ontology annotation, molecular function: frizzled binding; cytokine activity. The transcript is spliced from 4 exons. NCBI's taxonomy places the organism in Eukaryota, Metazoa, Chordata, Actinopteri, Labriformes, Labridae. Gene Ontology annotation, biological process: canonical Wnt signaling pathway; multicellular organism development; cell fate commitment.
AAGUCUGUGAGCAUGUGGGGCCGUUUAAAGAGAUGCACCGAGCAGACGGCACAGACUUUCUCCAUUGACGAAUCAUCGAGAUGAAGAGCAGCGCCAAUCCGGCACCAUGCGCUCCAGGCUCCCACGGACCGCCUGCCUACUGCGACUCAUUGCACUCUGCAUCCUUCUCUCGCAAACUGCAGCUUAUUUUGGACUGACAGGUCGGGAGCCCUUGGUGUUCUUACCGGGUCCGUUCUCCAAUGACCCUCCGACAGGUAAAGCGCACCUGAAGCAGUGCGAGCAGAUGACUCUGACCCGGCGGCAGAAGAGGCUGUGUCGCAGGGAGCCCGGUUUGGCCGAGACGCUGCGGGAAUCUGUGCGCCUCAGUCUACUGGAGUGUCGUUAUCAGUUCAGGAAUGAGCGCUGGAACUGCAGCCUGGACGGCCGGGGAAGCCUUCUGAAAAGAGCAUUCAAGGAGACUGCCUUCCUGCUGGCAGUGUCCUCCGCAGCGCUGACCCAUGCACUGGCCAAAGCGUGCAGCUCAGGCCGCAUGGAGCGGUGCACAUGCGACGAAUCCCCCGGGAUCCAGCAUCGAGAAGCGUGGCAGUGGGGGGUCUGCGGUGACAACCUGAAAUACAGUACCAAGUUCCUCAAGAAGUUCCUCGGCCAGAAGAGGGUCAGCAAGGACCUGAGGGCUCAGAUUGAUGCCCACAACAUCAACGUGGGAAUUCGGGCAGUGAAGAGCGCACUGAAAACAACCUGCAAGUGUCAUGGAGUCUCCGGCUCCUGUGCCGUACGGACUUGCUGGAAGCAGCUGUCUCCUUUCCAUGACACCGGGCGGCUGCUGAAGUAUCGCUACGACACCGCCGUGCGAGUGCUGAGCGUGACCAACGCGGCGACCGGGGAGACAGAGCUCGCAGGCCCCCGUCGCCACGGCCAGAGCCUCCGCACCACCGACCUCGUCUACCUGGAGGACUCCCCUAGCUUCUGCAGGCCGUCCCGCUACUCCCCGGGCACAGGCGGCCGGACGUGCGCCAAAGACACCAGCUGCCAGAGUCUGUGCUGCGGACGAGGUUACAACACGGCCAUGCGCCUCACCAGCCUGUCUUGCCACUGCCAGGUCCGUUGGUGCUGCCAUGUGGAGUGUCAGACGUGUGUGAGAGAGGAGGAGGUGUACACCUGCAAGAACGCAUAACUAAUGAGAGACAAUGAGGAGAAAGGAGGCAAACACUUAAAUAAAUAACAUGUGGACACGACUGAACUCCUAGCUCCUACAGACAAUCCACAGAGGGAUCUCCAUCAAAGCAUGUCUUUGCAAACUCAUAUUUUUUUUAUAUGGGGAGGAAUAUACACAUGUAUCAUUAGAAUAUUACAGGAUACUUGCUAAACAUCACCUGCUCAUACGCAGCAGCUUUACUGUAGGUGAGAAUGUUGUGAACUCCUCUGCUUCUCCCGCUGGAUGCACUGAAAUGCCGCUCCUCUAGGACAGAGGGAAAUGAGCUCUUAAACAGGUACUGGACUGGACGUAACCAGCAGUGAGACAACAAACAGUGACUCUGUCGUAUAGAAAUUAAUUGGCCCCCUUUCACUUGACUAUUUAUUACUGGUCAUUGUGUCUGUUGUACUGCUGCUUUAUACUUAAACCUUCUUGUAAUGACGUUUUUGCCACUGAGGCCGAAGAGGCCUUCAAAGGAACCCACCUGUCUGUCUGUCUUUCUGUCUGCUGUAUUCAGUUUAAUUCUGAUUUUUUUUUUUUUU